This is a messenger RNA of Dromaius novaehollandiae (emu), 2167 nucleotides long. RefSeq names its product solute carrier family 17 member 8 (gene SLC17A8). The record is from RefSeq and is a predicted model, not a curated record. Gene Ontology annotation, molecular function: L-glutamate transmembrane transporter activity; neurotransmitter transmembrane transporter activity. Lineage: Eukaryota; Metazoa; Chordata; Aves; Casuariiformes; Dromaiidae. The coding region runs from base 91 to 1854 and encodes 587 amino acids. Gene Ontology annotation, biological process: regulation of synapse structure or activity; transmembrane transport; synaptic transmission, glutamatergic. The transcript is spliced from 12 exons. Gene Ontology annotation, cellular component: synaptic vesicle membrane; excitatory synapse.
UUCAGCGAGGGGACACGGGUCUGGCGUCGGGAAAUAUGACAGCAGCGGCAGAGGCUUGCUAACGUGAGGGAUAUACUGGUGCUGGACAAAAUGCCUCGCAAGGGGUUCGGGGCGCUGAAGGAACGGGUUUUGCUGCCGGGGAAGGAAGAGGUGAAGAACACCAUCAGCGACUCGCUGGGGAAGCUGCGAAGGAAAAUUGAUGGCACCAAUGUAGAGGAAGAUCACAUUGAAAUGACUGAAGAGGGGAGGCCCGUGCGGUCAAGCACCCAAAAGCCUCCGCUGUUUGACUGCUACUGCUGUGGGCUGCCUAAGCGCUACAUCAUUGCCAUAAUGAGUGGUCUUGGCUUUUGCAUUUCAUUUGGAAUUAGAUGCAACCUGGGUGUUGCCAUUGUGGAAAUGGUGAACAAUAACACAGUUUAUGUUAAUGGAAAACCAGAGCUUCAGAAAGCCCAAUUCAACUGGGAUCCAGAGACGGUGGGACUUAUACAUGGCUCUUUUUUCUGGGGUUACAUUGUGACACAAAUUCCAGGAGGGUUCAUUUCAAACAAAUUAGCUGCUAACAGGGUAUUUGGAGCAGCUAUUUUUCUAACGUCUACGCUGAAUAUGUUCAUCCCUUCUGCAGCGAGAGUACAUUAUGGUUGUGUGAUGUUCGUAAGAAUUCUUCAGGGUCUGGUGGAGGGUGUCACCUACCCAGCCUGCCACGGGAUGUGGAGUAAAUGGGCUCCUCCACUGGAGAGAAGCAGGUUGGCAACCACAUCUUUCUGCGGGUCUUACGCAGGUGCGGUGGUCGCCAUGCCAUUGGCGGGUGUGCUGGUACAGUACAUAGGAUGGUCAUCAGUCUUUUAUAUUUAUGGAAUGUUUGGGAUUGUUUGGUACAUGUUCUGGCUGCUGCAUGCCUAUGAGAGCCCUGCGGCACAUCCAACGAUAACCAGUGAGGAAAGGAUAUAUAUAGAAACAAGUAUAGGAGAAGGAGCCAGCCUAGCUAGUGCAAACAAAUUUAGCACUCCCUGGAAGAGAUUUUUCACUUCAAUGCCAGUUUACGCAAUCAUUGUGGCAAACUUUUGCAGAAGCUGGACCUUCUAUUUGCUCCUUAUAAGUCAGCCUGCUUACUUUGAAGAAGUCUUUGGAUUCGCAAUAAGUAAGGUUGGCCUUUUGUCUGCACUUCCUCACAUGGUCAUGACAAUUAUUGUGCCCAUUGGAGGACAACUAGCUGACUUCUUACGGAGCAGGAAGAUUUUGACCACUACCACUGUAAGGAAGGUCAUGAAUUGUGGAGGCUUUGGGAUGGAAGCAACCUUGCUUUUGGUGGUUGGAUACUCCCAUACAAGAGGUGUGGCUAUUUCCUUUCUGGUGUUAGCAGUGGGAUUCAGUGGCUUUGCAAUUUCAGGAUUCAAUGUGAAUCACUUGGAUAUAGCCCCGCGUUAUGCCAGUAUUCUGAUGGGAAUCUCCAACGGGGUGGGGACGCUGUCGGGGAUGGUGUGCCCGCUCAUCGUUGGUGCAAUGACUAAACAUAAGACUCGUGAAGAAUGGCAAAACGUCUUUCUGAUCGCAGCCCUGGUGCAUUAUAGUGGAGUGAUAUUCUAUGCUAUCUUUGCUUCUGGGGAGAAGCAGGAGUGGGCUGACCCUGAAAACCUCAGUGAAGAGAAAUGUGGAAUAAUUGAUGAAGAUGAACUCGCUGAAGAAACAGAGAUGAACAAUGAAACUUUUGUAAGUCCAAAGAAAAUGUAUGGUGCUACCAGUCAAAACAGUGAAGUACAGCAAAGGGAAUGGAGAAAGAAAACGCAAGUAACUCAAGACUUGGAAGAACAGACUUCUUACCACUAUGAAAAUGGAAAUUUUGAAGAACUGUCAUAAUACUUGAAGUUGUAAGGUUCGUACAGCAGCUACUCCCAGCCUCCUCCUGCCCCAAAUCAGCUGGUACCUAUAUUUAUUUCCUUGUUCAUCCAUGUAACAUCAGGCCAUGUGGCUGGAUAUAAGGAGUAGUGAUUCUCCUCUAACAGUGUGGAGGAGGGCUCUUAACAAUGGAACCAGGAGACGUGACGUUGAAUUCUGGCUCUGCCAUCAGAUCCCCUUCAGAGGACCUGCACCCCUUAGGAGAUGACCAGCCCUGGCAGGGCUCCUUCCUGGUGCCAGCCUACGACUGUAGGAGGUGAAGUGCCGCAGUCUU